UCUUCCCCUUCGGUGCGUCUCGGUCCGCCCGCAGCAGUCUCCUUUCCGGUGAGGUUUCACUACAGAGAUGGCUGCGAAAGUGUGCAGAUCAGUACUCCUGUUGUCCCGGAGCAGCGGAGCGGUGGCCGGCAGCCUCCCCGCACUUGUUGUCUCUUCGCAGCGACAUCAUCAGCACAUAGGACCGGAGGUACUGUCUGCUCCUUUCACCCGUCAGACUGUCAGGAGAGCACAUGGCCUCCGGCCUGCAGCCCACUCCACACUCUUCACCCAGCCUCCCACUGCCUUGUCUCCACAGGUUUGGAGGGGCGCCCCCUCAUGGCAUGGCCAGAGACUGUUGUGUUCCUCCACUGCUCCAGAGGAGGUGACAGUGGUGUAUCAGAACGGACUGCCGGUGAUCUCAGUCAGUUUGCCGUCCAGGCGAGAGCGCUGUCAGUUCACCCUCAAGCCUCUCAGUGACUGUGUGGGAGUUUUCCUGCAACAGCUCCAGGCGGAGGACAGAGGCAUCGACCGGGUAGCCAUAUACUCCACUGAUGGAGCGAGGGUCGCCUCAUCCACAGGCAUUGACAUCCUGCUGCUGGAUGAUUUCAAGCUCGUCAUCAAUGACGCCACACACCUCGUGCGGCCACCAAGGAGAGAGCUGCUGCCCCACGAAGAGGCAGAAAGGCUGAAUGACGUCAAGUUUCUGGUGCAGCAGCUCUACACCACCCUGCGUAUAGAGGAACACCAACUCUGCAAGGAACGGGAGCUGAUUGGACGACUGGAGGACCUUAACUCUCAAAUCCGCCCCUUAGAGAAGGUGAAGGAGGAACUGAAUAGGAAGGCAGAGCGGCGUACCACCUGGGUGCUGUGGGGAGGCAUGGCGUACAUGGCCACCCAGUUUGGCAUCUUGGCCAGGCUCACCUGGUGGGAGUACUCCUGGGAUAUCAUGGAGCCCGUCACCUACUUUAUCACUUAUGGCACGGCCAUGGCCAUGUACGCCUACUUUGUUCUUACACGCCAGGAGUAUGUUUACCCCGACGCUAGAGACAGACAGUAUCUGCUGUUCUUCCACAAGGGGUCGAAAAGGACACGCUUCGACAUUGAGAAGUACAACAAGCUGAAGGAUGAUAUCGCUGAGGUGGAGUUGGAUCUGAAGCGUCUUCGGGACCCGCUCCAGCUCCAGCUCCCAGUUCAGCAGCUCACCGCCAGUAAAAAUUGAUGGGAAGAAUGACUCCCUCCUCUCUCAACUCCUGCAACCCCCUUUUCCCUCUUCCAUUCAACACCCUUUUCCCUCCCCUUUUUACCCCCAACUCUUUCCUAAGACUCCUCCCUCCCCCAUUCCUCCCACACCCAAUAAUCCCAUCCCUUUCUCGACUGUGGGAGUUAGUUUUUCCUCCUUUUUUUUUUUUUUUUUUUUUUUCUUUUUCUUUCUUUUUACUUUCCUGACUGAAAACUACAGUUGGAAUUGCAAUUGAAAAGCGCUAAAAGACGAAAAAAGGAUGGCGAGAGUACCGCGAACUGAAAAACUCUCACAGCCGAAGGAUGGUGAGGAUGAUGAAAAGGACAAUGAUGAUGAAGGAAUUAAACAUGGCUACUAUGGAUAUGCCUCAAGUCUUCGGAGGGACAGCCUGCAGGGAACUUCAGGGGGCAAACAGGAUUUAUCAUACCUCUAGACACUUCAGAACAGAGGACAUGCAGAGGGGGCAGUCACUGUUGAGUAUGUGUGUGCGUGUGUUUGUGUGUGUUUGUGUGUGUGUGUGUGUGUGUGUGUGUGUGUGUGUGUGUGUGUGUGUGUGUGUAUGGGACUUUCAGGGUAUACUGGGACACCGACCCUGGCCACUCUGCAGGUCGACACAGCAGUGUAGUCCUGCUUCCUCUAGCAGUCAAACUGUCAACACACACACACACACACACACACACACACACACACACACACACACACACACACACACACCUACUCUUGGUUGGGACAGGCUCCAGAGAGAGUCUCAAUCCCAAAGUUUACAAGAAAGUCCUGACUGCAGUCGCACCAUCAGGAGGACCGUCCUCUUGCUGUGGCCGGACCCUGCUGCCUCUCCCUCCCUGGGCCACGCCUUCACCAGGUGACGGACAGCUGUCGCUCCCAGUGUGACCUUUGUCAGGAGCCUGUCUCGACUCGCAGGAUAGAGGCACGACGACGCCUCGCUUCCUCUUCCUGUUGACGUCCUGUAGCGGCCCCGGUCUGCGCAAGUAUGAGAGUACUACCGACAACAACAUCACUGUGUGUUCUUUUAUUCCGAAAAAAAUAUUUUGGCACUUUUUAUUUUGAAAGCCAUAGUAUAUUUGUUAUGAAAAGAAUAUAAAUAUAUAUAUGUAUACAAUCAAAUAAACAGAUGACCAGA
Messenger RNA from Anoplopoma fimbria (sablefish), 2360 nucleotides. RefSeq names its product mitochondrial calcium uniporter (gene mcu). Gene Ontology annotation, cellular component: mitochondrial inner membrane; uniplex complex. The coding region runs from base 68 to 1198 and encodes 376 amino acids. Gene Ontology annotation, molecular function: uniporter activity; calcium channel activity. The record is from RefSeq and is a predicted model, not a curated record. Gene Ontology annotation, biological process: mitochondrial calcium ion homeostasis; calcium import into the mitochondrion. NCBI's taxonomy places the organism in Eukaryota, Metazoa, Chordata, Actinopteri, Perciformes, Anoplopomatidae. The transcript has 9 exons.